UUAACUGUUAAGAGUAUAACAGUAUGUUAAGUUUGUGAAUGGCAAAUCAAUCGCAAGUCUCAACGAUUUCGAUAAAUAGCAACCUGGCGAGCAACAAAAACCUGGAAAAUUUUUAGGUGAAGUGAAAAUUGCAAAAAAAAAAGUGAAUAAAGUAUAAUAUUUGGAAAACUAUUGUGCAAUUUACGUGGUCGAACAAUGAAUAUGUAUAACUGUCAGGUAUAUCGUUCCAUGGGAGACGCCCCAGCCGGUGGCAUGCCCAACAAUCGCAUGGCCGCAUCUGGCGGAUCCGGUAUGUUUCAGCGUAAUCGGUCCGCUCCAUAUGUUCGCGGCGGAGGAGGCGCUGGAGCUGGCGCCGGAGCUGGAGGCUUUAACGGUGGCCGCAUGAAUGGUGGCCCAGGAAUCCGCAAUGAUCGCGACAAUGGCGGCGGCUUUGGUGGUCAGAACAACAACAACAACAAUCGCACGUCGACUCAUGGCGCUCAUUUGCCGACGAUUGUUUGGUCCGAAGUCUCGCUCACUCCGUUCCGCAAGAACUUUUAUAAGCCAUGCGAUUCGGUGCUGGCUCGCACCCAGGUCGAAACAGAUAGCUUCUUGAGCAGCAACGAGAUCACGAUUAAGGGCAAUGAGGUGCCCACUCCCAGCAUUGAGUUCGAGGAGGGUGGCUUUCCCGACUAUGUCAUGAAUGAGAUACGCAAACAGGGAUUCACGAAGCCCACAGCCAUUCAGGCUCAGGGUAUGCCCAUCGCUCUAAGCGGACGUGAUCUUGUGGCUGUGGCUCAGACCGGCUCUGGCAAGACUCUGGCCUAUGUGCUACCGGCGGUGGUGCACAUCAAUAAUCAGCCGCGCUUGGAGCGCGGAGAUGGACCCAUUGCCUUGGUGCUGGCACCCACACGUGAGCUGGCCCAGCAGAUUCAGCAGGUGGCCAUUGAGUUUGGCUCGAAUACACAGGUGCGCAAUACGUGCAUCUUUGGCGGCGCCCCCAAAGGUCAGCAGGCCCGUGACCUGGAGCGAGGUGUUGAAAUUGUGAUAGCUACACCGGGACGCCUCAUUGAUUUCUUGGAGCGUGGAACGACCACUCUCAAGCGCUGCACCUACUUGGUGCUGGACGAGGCAGAUCGCAUGCUGGACAUGGGCUUUGAGCCUCAGAUCCGUAAAAUAAUGCAACAGAUUCGUCCCGAUCGCCAGGUGCUUAUGUGGUCCGCCACCUGGCCAAAGGAAGUUCGUCAGCUGGCUGAGGAAUUCCUAAACAAUUACAUCCAGGUCAACAUUGGUUCACUCUCGCUGAGCGCCAAUCAUAAUAUACUCCAGAUCGUUGAUGUCUGCGAUGAGUCGGAGAAGAUAGUCAAGCUAAUUCAGCUGCUGACACAAAUCUCUGGCGAGAAUGAGACCAAGACCAUCAUCUUUGUAGAGACCAAGAAGCGUGUGGAUGAGAUAACCCGUAAUAUAUCACGUCAGGGCUGGCGUGCAUGCGCCAUCCAUGGCGACAAGUCGCAGCAGGAGCGUGACUUUGUUCUGUCCAGUUUCCGCAACGGACGACAUUCCAUCUUGGUGGCCACCGAUGUGGCUGCUCGCGGAUUGGACGUUGACGAUGUCAAGUUUGUGAUCAAUUAUGAUUAUCCUUCGAACUCGGAGGACUAUGUGCACCGGAUCGGACGUACCGGUCGCUCCAACAACACGGGCACAGCAUACACCUUGUUCACACACUCGAAUGCCAACAAGGCCAAUGAUUUGAUUCAGGUGCUGCGCGAGGCACAUCAGACCAUUAAUCCCAAGCUGAUGAAUAUGGCGGCAAGUGGUGGCUAUCAGAAGCGCGGCGGAAUGGGCUAUCGGGGCAAUGGUGGCGGCUAUCAAGGACGCAAUCCACAGAUGGGCGGUGGCAACAACUAUCGCAACAACCAAAACAAUAGCAACAAUAUGCAUCGCAAUGGCAACAACAACAGUGGUUACAAUGCCGGUGGUCCACCACGUUACGAUCAGAAGCCUUCACGCAACUCACCGCCCGCCCAGGGUGGUGGCAGCUAUCGUCCACCAGGCGGUGGUUAUCAGCAGGCGCAGCAACAGCCACAACAAGCCAAUGGUGUGCAGUAUUCACGUUUCAAUCCAAAUGCCGCUUGCUUCGAGCCAAAAACUCAGCCACCAACCGUACAGCAGCAACAUCAGCCACCACAUUUGGCCGCAGCUCAGGCAGCAGCCGCUAAUGCAGCAGCCGCAGCAGCUGGCUAUGGUUAUGGUGUUGAACAGAAACGAUCUCGCUUUGCCUUGAACUUUAAUAUGCCACCGCCACCGCUUCCCCAGCAGCAGCAGCAGCCACAACAGCAGCCACAGCCACAACAACAGCAGCAGCAGGUGGUGGCCGGUGGUGCAACAACAGCUAUGCCACAAGCCCAGGCCUACGGACAAUAUACAAGCAUGUCGAGCAGUAUGGCGACGGUAUCCUUGAAUGGAGGCGCUCCCAGCAUACCAGCCAGUGCAUACCGUGCACCAUAUGCGAUGCCGUAUGUGAUGCCGCCACCACCAUUACCCGUACAAAACUAAACAGUAAACGCCAAAUUGUAUGAGCUUAAAUUGUAGGACCUCAGUAUUAGUAGGUCCAAGGUUUUUGCUCUAUUGUAAUUUCCUUUCCUACUCACAGACACUAUACACAUGCACACACAAACACACACAUACUCACACACACUCACACACACUCAAUCUAACAUACAGAAACAAAAAACACAUGAGUAUACUUACGUGCUAGAGACACGCUGAGGUCCCAGACUUGUGUAGAUCUCCUCCGCCCACAUGUUAGCAAUAUAAUAUGGUUUAAAUUGGAAUCAAAUACGCUUACUAUUUGAUGAAUCCCUCUUUUUCGUUUCCAUAAUCAACAAAUAAUCAACUUCAACACAUAGUUGCUAGGCUAGGCUUUGUAUGGCUUAGUCCAAAACAAGGGCACUUACAGGCCCGCUCACUGUUGGCAUUUAGCUUCUUUACCCUAGCGUAUUUGAUUUCUGUAAUAAUUCUCGAAUAUUCUAUUCUAUUCAAUCAAUCUAUAUGAAUGUGCAAAAUUAAUUAUUUGCAAUGCUCCAACUUAUAACAAAAUAAUACGACACGGACACACAGACAAACAAAUGUCAAUUUAUUAGAAUCAAAUGAAUAUUAAACCAUAUUAUGUAACUAGUCUAAUUAAUUGCUUAGCUGGAACAUACACAAAAACUACCACAACAUCAACCACAACAACAACAAAAUAAUUAAUGAAAUGAAUGUACAAUUCCAUUUAAUGUAAACAUAUGAAUUGAUUUACAAACUAUGAAUAAAGGAAUUAAUUAGACGUC
This is a messenger RNA of Drosophila innubila, 3311 nucleotides long. RefSeq names its product DEAD-box ATP-dependent RNA helicase 20. Lineage: Eukaryota; Metazoa; Arthropoda; Insecta; Diptera; Drosophilidae. Gene Ontology annotation, cellular component: nucleus; cytoplasm; ribonucleoprotein complex. The transcript is spliced from 4 exons. The record is from RefSeq and is a predicted model, not a curated record. The coding region runs from base 196 to 2535 and encodes 779 amino acids. Gene Ontology annotation, molecular function: ATP binding; RNA binding; RNA helicase activity.